This is a messenger RNA of Trypanosoma cruzi, 2505 nucleotides long. Its product is annotated as translation initiation factor IF-2, putative. Bases 1 to 2505 code for a protein of 834 amino acids. Gene Ontology annotation, molecular function: GTPase activity; translation initiation factor activity; GTP binding. Lineage: Eukaryota; Euglenozoa; Kinetoplastea; Trypanosomatida; Trypanosomatidae. The transcript has a single exon. The record is from RefSeq and is a predicted model, not a curated record.
AUGCCGCCUAAAGGACCAAAGGCUGCACCGAAGGCGGCCGCGCGCAAGGGCCCCCCUGCCGCGAUGCUUGCGAAGCUGAAGCAGCACAUGGAGCGGCAAAAGGAGGAGGAGGAACGACGGUUAAGGGAGGCCGAAGAGGAGGAGCGGCGGUUGCGCGAGGAGGAGCGACUUGCGGAGGAGCAGCGCAAGUUUGAGUUGGCAGAGCGUGCCAAGGAGAAGCAGCGCCGCAAGGAGGAGGAGCGGCAACUUCGCAAGGAUGCAAAAAAGGACGUGAGGAAUGGGGCGCUGGAGCGCAUGGCGGCGGCAGGUUUUAUCCUCCCGGAUGUCGACAAGAUACGCGAGGAACAGCAGCAUGUGCGUGACAAACCGCGGCAUAAACCGGAGCCAAAGCCGCGAGAAAAGACGCAGGUGGCGCACCCGAAACAGGUCGAGAUGGCGGCAGCGCCCCCAGAAGAAGAGGAGGGGGAGGAGGAGGAAGAGAGCGAGGAUGAUGGCGAGUUGACGGUGGCAACGGACUCCGAAGAUGAGGUCGAUGAGGACGACUGGGAGGCGCUGAUGGAGCGCGAUGACCGCCGCGCCGCACGUCACCUGGAAAACGAACGCAUUCGUGCCGCGCGCGUGGAACGCGUUGAGCAGCGGCGCAAAGAGAAUGAAGAACGUGCCCGUCUACGUGCCGAGGCGGAAGCAGCGGAACGUGCAAAGCAACAUGUACUCGAGAGUGUUGCAAGCCUUCGCUCUCCCAUAUGCUGCGUUCUCGGCCAUGUGGAUACGGGCAAAACAAGUCUGUUGGAUCGUAUUCGCUCCACAAAUGUGCAGGGCGGUGAGGCGGGUGGUAUAACGCAGCAGAUUGGUGCAACAUUUUUUCCACGUGAGGCCCUUGUUGGUGCCACAGCGGAUAUUAAUAAGAAAUAUCGCUACAAUUUGAAUGUACCAGGAUUAUUGGUGAUUGAUACACCCGGUCACGAGUCCUUUACAAAUCUGCGAAGCCGCGGCAGCAGCCUUUGUGACAUUGCAAUCCUUGUUGUGGAUAUCAUGCAUGGUCUGGAGCCACAAACGCGCGAGUCCAUUCGCCUGUUACGGCAGAAAAAGUGCCCUUUUAUCAUUGCACUGAACAAGGUGGAUCGGCUAUAUGCUUGGGCAGCAAACGAAAAUAUGGAUAUUGAGCAAACACUCUCAAAGCAGAAGGAUAAUGUUUGCAGUGAGUUUGACUCACGUGUGAAUCAGAUCAAGCAGGAGUUGAUGGCGGAGGGUUUUAACUCGGAGUUGUACUACAAGAACAAGGAUAUGCGAAAGGUGGUUUCUAUCGUUCCUACCUCGGCAAAAACCGGUGAGGGCAUCUCAGAUCUCCUUCUGUUGGAGAUUCAACUUGUACAACAGUUUAUGGAGGGCAAGGUGACGUACAAGGAUGACCUUCAAUGCACCAUACUUGAGGUGAAGCCCAUCACAGGAUACGGUGUGACGGUGGAUGCCAUCCUUAUCAAUGGUGAGUUGCAUGAAGGGGACACAAUUUGUCUGUGUGGUCAAAAUGGUCCUAUUUUCACGCAGAUUCGAGCUCUUCUUACACCACAGCCGCUUAAGGAGCUGCGUGUGCGUGGUGACUACAUCCAUCACAAGCAAAUGAAGGCGGCGAUGGGUAUUAAGAUUGCUGCCAAUGACUUGGAGUUUGUUAUCCCAGGCACCCCAUUGCUUGUUGUGCAUAAUGGCGACGAUAAGGAAAAAAUUGCACAUGAAGUCAUGAGGGAGGCUAACAGUAUUUCUGAUCAAUUAAGUUCGGAUGGUGUUGGCGUGACGGUGCAGAGCUCCACUCUUGGUUCGCUUGAGGCGCUUUUGGCAUAUUUGAAGGACAUGAAAAUCCCUGUUGCGAGUGCCUCUAUCGGUCCGUUGCACAAACGUCACAUGAUUCAACUGCUCUCCAUGAAGCGAAAGGCGCCGCGCUACGCGGUGGUAUUGGCCUUCGAUGUGCAGGUUUCCGAAGAUGCACGCGACAUUGCAAAGAAAAACGACAUUGAUAUCUUCGAGGCUAAAAUUAUUUACCACCUUUUUGACAUGUUUACCCGGUACGUUGCUGAAUACGAAAACCGUGAGAAGGAACGGGCACGCGCCAUUGCCGUUUUCCCAGUGCAGCUGGCAAUCAUUGACGAGGCCAUUCAUAAGUCUGACCCGAUCAUUCUCCCAGUGAAGAUUGAGCGCGGGCAGCUUCACCCCGGCACUCCCCUCGCGAUCAUGAGGGGUGAUACGCCGCUACUGCUUGGCCGUGUCAUGUCCAUCGAACGCGACAACAAGAACAUCCCCGUUGCCCGUAUGGGGAACGAGUGCGCCGUGAAGAUCAACUCGGGAGAGACAGGCGUUGUGUACGAUCGCCAGUUCACCAAGUCAGACUCGGUGUUCUCGCUCAUCACGCGGCCUUCCGUGGAUGCGAUCAAGAAAUUCAAGGAUGAACUCUCAGAGGAUGACAUUAACCUCCUGGCGACACUUAUAAAGGUAUUAAAGGUCCCACCGCGGUAA